Molecule: messenger RNA, 1141 nt
Organism: Salvia hispanica
Lineage: Eukaryota; Viridiplantae; Streptophyta; Magnoliopsida; Lamiales; Lamiaceae
Product: putative GEM-like protein 8
Source: RefSeq, a predicted model, not a curated record
CAGAGAAACCAACUUUGUCAAAAAAAUGAAAAAAGGCUCAUAUCUUCCCACCUUGCACAUUUGGUGACACAAAGCUGACUCAUGGAGCUAAAAAGUUGAGAUUAAACCACUGCUCUUCUUCCCUUAUAUAUUGCCUCGAAGGCAUGCUCGUAUCGUACCAGAGCAAGUUUCGGGCAAGGGAGAGACGAACAUUCUAAAGCAUCUGCGAGCAAUGGAAGUGAAACAUAUCAGAGCGAGGUUUGGGAAGACGAGCAUGCUAAAGGAACAUGCUUUUGGGGCUCCGAUCAGCUCAUCAAAGUACGCAUUCGCGUAUAAGGACAGUUUGAAAGAACUUUUACCUGAUCCUGCUGCACAAUACCAACUGCUGCCUUCUCCGGCCAAUCAUUAUUCCAAGAUACGAACUGAUAGAGGAAAUUCAGUGAUUGCUAAGAUGAUCAAGCUCAGCAAAGCCAUGGAUGUCAUUGCACAAGGAAUCAGAGAGCAUGUGAGACUAGGGCCGAAAUUGAGUGAAACGGUUAAAGGAAAACUGAGUUUAGGCGCGAGGAUCCUGCAGGUGGGAGGAGUCGAGAAAGUAUUCAAGCAGAAAUUCAAUGUAACAGAUGAUGAGAAACUGUUGAAGGCUUCUCAAUGCUAUCUAUCAACGACAGCCGGGCCAAUAGCAGGACUCCUCUUUGUUUCAACUGAAAGAGUCGCCUUCUGCAGUGAGAGAUCCAUCAGAGUCUCAUCCUCAAAUGGAAAGCUGCUAAGAGCACAUUACAAGGUGAUGAUCCCCCUGAGGAAGCUAAAGAGAGCACAUGAAAGUGAGAACGCGAAGAAACCAGCAGAGAAGUAUGUGCAUCUGGUGACAGGGGACAAUUUUGAUUUCUGGUUCAUGGGAUUUCUCAACCAUCAGAGAACAUUAAAGUAUCUCCAACAAGUAAUCCACCAAGCAAGAUGAGAGUUGAGACACAAUGAUCUUUUUGGUUUUAACCUAGUACUAGUAUUUGUUGUUUCUUGUUUCUUGUUUCUUGUUUCUAUCCCUCAUCUUAGGAUGUGUAGUGUAGAUGCUAAUCAGGGCUAUACUCUCUAUCCUGUACAAUUUGUGAAAAGAUAUAAUCUAGUACUAGCAAUGAUCAAAUUCACUUCUUGUGAAAGAUCAAAA